GUUGCUAAUUGCUGUACAACAUUUAAAGUAUUAUUUGUUAAUGGAUUUUUACAUUUCUAAAGGAUUAGGCUCAGAAUGAAUUUAAAAGACCAGGCAGUUUGACAGGACAAUGACCUUGGGUAAAUGUUUUCUUUUGUUCUGCCCCUCUGAUGUGUUCUGAUGAUAAGAGGGGCUGUUCAGAUGCCUGCAGUGGUCAGGGGUCAUCAAAGGGCAGCUGUCCACUAUAAAGGGGCCUGGCUGGAGCUCCGUCUGCACAUAGCAUCAUUCCAGCCUGAGACCAACUGGUGGAAGGAAGGAGAUCUUUGCUUCUCUGUAGAUUUUGUUAAGUUUUAGUCAAAAAUGGAUGCUAGAGUCCUGGCGGUUUUUUGCACGUUCCUCCUCUGCGCUUCUGGAGUUGUUUUCUCCACUCGGGAGCACAGAUCUCACACUGGCCUCGAAGCCAAUUUAGCGUUCAGAAAUCUCUCAAUGAAUCAUCGCAGCAGAUACCCUCUGUACAUGAUGCAGCUGUACCGCUCCUUCAGGACAGCUGAUUCCUCAUCAUCAGUAGCUGUCAACACCAUCAGCACACAAGGCGACAAGCCAUCAACGCACAGUUCUGACUCCGUCCUCAAUCUGAUGGCCAGAGGUUGCCAUCAAGUGGGUGAAAGAUGGACAGUUACGUUUGACAUGUCGUCCGUCUCUACCAGUGAGCUCGUCCAACUGGUAGAACUUCGGAUCAGAUUGCCAGCUUUCUCCGACUCGGAGCGUGCCAUUGUGGAUUUAUAUCACUCCAGAAAGCAGAGCUGUGACCCGGACAGCACGUCAUGCCAGGAUGAGCACCUUUUCCUGGGGAGCUUUAGCACUCUGCCCAGCAGCUCCAAGUCUUCCUGGAAGGUUUUUAAUGUGACUGCUCUGUUAAAAUACUGGCUGUACCAGGGAGAUGGAGUGUCGAGCCAAGAGGCCUCAGGAGAGCCUGACAUGGACCGUGGGAGUGGCGCAUGGGAUGAAGGGGAGACAGCCGACAAGUCUCUCUUCAAGAAUUUGGGACUGAAACAAAGAAAAAUACACCAUCCAACUGCGAACCGGGUCAUGAUGGUCAUCUUUUCCAAACAUAACCUGCCCCAAGAAGGCCAUACAGCAUACAGUCUCAUUCAUACUGUGGAGAACUCCAAGUAUGUAACCAUGGACAGAGUCAGCAGCGACAGUCAAAGUCGACGCCACAAAAGAAACAAGAUGGAGAGGAUGAGAGUGGCCGACGAAGCUUCACCUACUGCUGCACCAGCAGCAGAGUCGGCACAGAGGCCACUGUGUCGGAGGGUGGACAUGUGGGUGGACUUUGACCACAUCGGCUGGGACGAGUGGAUUGUGCACCCGAAGCGCUACAAUGCAUAUCGCUGUGAGGGAGAGUGUCCCACGCCACUGGAUGAGUCCUUCCAUCCCACCAACCACGCAUACAUGCAGAGCCUCUUGCGACAUCACCUUCCAGAAAGAGUGUCUUGCCCAUCCUGUGUGCCAACGCGCCUCAGCCCGCUCUCCAUGCUGUACUUUGAGAGCGAUGACUUGGCCCUGCGACAUCACGAGGACAUGAUUGUUGAGGAGUGUGGCUGUCACUGACGGUCAGUCCAUCACUGGUUUCACUGCAGUCACGAGGUCAACUACUGACUGAGCAUAAUCUUCAACUUUGAUUCAACUGUUUUUUCGUGUCUUCAUGUAAAACACGAUGUUCACAUAUUAAAUUGAUAGCUUCUAGUCACGGCCUCUUGAAACACAUGACAGGAUAUGACUUAAGUUUUAAUGAGUGUAUUUCAUCCAUACUGGGUGGUAGACAACAGUAUGCAUCUUUAACAAGGAGAAAGCUCCAUUUUGCAAAUGUUUUAUCUAUUUGAAUGUAUUAUAAUGUAUAUUUUGUACAUAAUAAGUGAAAAAAUAUAUAUUAAAACAUUUUAUUUUGACAUGA
Scatophagus argus is the source of this 1936-nucleotide messenger RNA. It is a transcript of the gene spaw, whose product is annotated as southpaw. The coding region runs from base 340 to 1593 and encodes 417 amino acids. Lineage: Eukaryota; Metazoa; Chordata; Actinopteri; Scatophagidae. Gene Ontology annotation, biological process: SMAD protein signal transduction; BMP signaling pathway. Gene Ontology annotation, molecular function: type I activin receptor binding; cytokine activity; growth factor activity. The transcript is spliced from 3 exons. Gene Ontology annotation, cellular component: extracellular region. The record is from RefSeq and is a predicted model, not a curated record.